This is a messenger RNA of Larimichthys crocea (large yellow croaker), 5008 nucleotides long. It is a transcript of the gene epb41l5, whose product is annotated as erythrocyte membrane protein band 4.1 like 5. Gene Ontology annotation, molecular function: cytoskeletal protein binding. Gene Ontology annotation, biological process: actomyosin structure organization. The record is from RefSeq and is a predicted model, not a curated record. NCBI's taxonomy places the organism in Eukaryota, Metazoa, Chordata, Actinopteri, Sciaenidae. Gene Ontology annotation, cellular component: cytoskeleton. The transcript is spliced from 26 exons. Bases 216 to 2597 code for a protein of 793 amino acids.
GGCGGAGCGCUUUGCCUCCUACUUUUUGUUGGGACCUGGGAGAGAAAUUAUCCCGCAGGGGCGGCGAGGUGAGGAAAACGCAAGAAAGGAAAGAACAAGUUAUAAACCAUGGGAAUGUACGAGGCUGCUGUUUAGUCGUCUACAAUGCAAGCGGACGUGCUUUCGCCGUGAAUUCAUCCGUGGAGGUUUCUGUGUAGAAGUGUAACCCUCCCAUCAUGCUGAGUUUCCUGCGCAGGACGCUGGGGCGACGCUCCAUCCGGAAACAUGCAGAGAAAAGCCGGUUACGGGAGGCCCAGCGUGCCACGACACACAUCCCUGCCGCCGGGGAUGCAAAGUCCAUCAUCACUUGCCGCGUGUCCUUACUGGAUGGGACAGAUGUCAGCGUUGACCUGCCGAAAAAAGCCAAAGGUGAGGAGCUGUUUGAGCAGAUCAUGUACCAUCUGGACAUCGUAGAGAAAGACUACUUUGGACUGCGCUUUAUGGACUCGGCACAAGUGCCGCACUGGCUUGAUGUCACGAAAAGUAUCAAAAAGCAAGUAAAAAUUGGUCCACCAUACUGCCUUCACAUGAGAGUUAAGUUUUACUCAUCGGAGCCGAACAACCUGCACGAGGAACUCACAAGAUACCUAUUUGUGUUACAGUUAAAGCAAGAUGUCCUCAGUGGCAAGCUAGAAUGUCCAUUUGACACAGCGGUGGAGUUGGCUGCCUUCUCUCUACAGGCUGAGCUAGGUGAUUGUGACCCAUUAGACCAUAAUGUGGACCUGGUGACAGAAUUUCGCUUCGUCCCCAACCAGACAGAGGAUGUGGAGCUGGCGAUAUUCAACGCAUGGAAGGAGUGCAGAGGUCAGACACCAGCCCAAGCUGAAAUUAACUACCUGAAUAAAGCCAAGUGGCUAGAAAUGUAUGGAGUGGACAUGCAUAUGGUCAAGGCGAGAGAUGGUAAUGAAUACAGUCUGGGAUUGACACCCACUGGAGUUCUGGUGUUUGAAGGACAAACUAAGAUUGGGCUCUUCUUUUGGCCCAAGAUCACAUGUCUGGAUUUCAAGAAGAGCAAACUGACGCUUGUGGUAGUGGAGGAUGAUGAGCAGGGGAAAGAACAGGAGCACACCUUUGUCUUCAGGAUGGAUCACCCCAAGGCCUGCAAGCACCUUUGGAAAUGUGCUGUGGAACACCACGCUUUCUUUAGGCUGAGAGGGCCAGUACAGAAGAAUUCUGCACGCUCUGGAUUCAUACGCAUGGGUUCACGGUUCAGAUACAGCGGAAAGACAGAGUAUCAGACAACCAAGGCCAAUAAAGCAAGGCGGUCAGCCUCCUUUGAGAGAAGGCCCAGUCGACGUUACUCCAGGAGAACAAUGCAGAACAGAGGACCAUUCCAUCCACAAGUCCUUUCCUCAGGCAACGGAGUCAGCUCCAGCAAAGACAUCAAGGUUUCUUCCAGUAGAGGUGCCUGGUCAGCCGUGCCUGUGGUCAGCCCAGUAGCUGCUUCUGCCUGUGGACCGAUGGAAAUCGAAGCUCUACCCAGGAGUCCUGGAGGAGAAAAAAGGAGUAUGCCCGUGGUUGCUGACCUGAUGGAGACGUGCAUUGACGACGUCCUCCGGCCUCCUGUCAUUCCUACAGUGACGGCUGCAGAUGAGGCCGGACCGAGUAACGCCUACGCUACCGCCAGUGUCACAGGAGAAGAUCCUCUCAGCCUGAGUGGUGAGGCUACGGAAAACCUACGAAGCAGACCAAAAAAAGCAGCGGCUCGUCUGAAGCAGCUGGCGUUGGACAGCAGUCCUCUUCUUGCUACUCCAAGAAAUAACAUCAAUGUCAAUAUGGCCAUGAACAAUCAGGAGGAUGUGGUAAAGCUCACAGAGAAGUGUGGACUGAGCAGUACAGGGAGCAAUAGUCCAGUUGUCACUCCACUGCGCACCCCAGAGGAUCUGAAGAGUAACAUCCUGAAAGCACAAGCUGAGGCUGCUGCCCUCAAGGGAACUUUGGAGGAACACGUCGUAAUGGUUGGAGAUAAAAACUGUAAUUUGCAGGAUGUUUCUGCCAGGUUAAAGGUGCGUACCGGGCGAUUGGGCAGUAACUCGUCUCUGACCGUUAGCAGUCGCCCUGAAGUCCACGACUCCUGGGACCUGCUCAAGCCAGCCCCUCUGGUCUCAUCAGCAGGCACCAGUGCUGAAAGGCUAGCUGAAGAUUCAAACCCAUCUGUUCCGAAGAUGCUUUCUGAGUCUGCCAGCGAAGUCAUGGCACCAAAGGUUAAAGCAGAGGAAGUUGAGCUGCAAAACACCACCCCACUGUCUGACAACCUGAUUGAUUUCACUGAUCCAACUCCGGUUCUACCACCAGUGCAGCAGCCCAAACCUGUCAUCACACCACGCUGGAUCAUUCCUACAACUGCUCCUCCUGGCGUCUUAACUAACGGCCUGCUCGACCUUGACCCCCAUGCUAAGGUCAACCCUCUUCUCUCUGCAGAUGGGGGGGCAGCUCUCACCCCAGCCCUCCCCCACCUCGCUCACAUGCGUAACACCACCUCCGCCAGCACUGUGGGUCAACAGCCAGCCCAGGAGGAUGGAGCCAAACCCAGAGGUCUCCUGACCACUGAGCUCUGAUGGAGAAACGAGGAGCAGCCGUCACUACAUUAAUCUUCCAGACUGCUUUCCCACCUCACCCAUCCACACACAAAUAAGCUGGACCAGGUGCGCCGAACACUUAAGAGGAAAGCUGAACCAGAAAAGAGGCAGCUUACAUAGUUUCUAACUAUACUCACACUGACAAACUGUUUUUUUUGUUGUUUUUUUUACAACAUGACACAAAGCUUAGUUUAUAAAACAGUUAAAACAUUUAGCACCAGCAUUAACAUUUUAGGAACAUGGAACUGCUUGUGAAUCUGCGUUUCGGUUCACCGUCAGUGACCUGCCAUUUAUGUAGUCCAUCCAGUCAACCAAACCUCGGCCUCUGAUAACUAGCACCGUCUCCUCGUAGAUGACAAGUGAUCCCUUGUGAAGGAAGAAAAAUAUUCUUCAGUUUGUUUGCUAGAGAGGUGCAUCCAUCACUGACUUGUGACUUUAAAGGGUAGGUUGUCUCUUCUAGCACCGCUCCUCCUCCCACCUUUAUUUUGAGUCGUGCGUUUUUUUUUCACUGGUAACUCACACCACUGGAACACUGCUAGUCUGAGCUUCUCUACACAGAUCACACAGCAUGUAGAGCAGCUGAAGUACACUGGAUGAAAGACUUGAAAAGAAUGUGGCUUAAAGUGUUGAUUCUGAGAGAUAAAAACAUCUGGACUCUUAACAGGAUGAAACAUGAAUAUGAUACUGUACUGUCCUCAGCACACACUACAAAACGUUUUUAAAACUCACACGUGAAACUCUACUGUUAGGCACUGGAUCUGAAAACUUCACUGGAUUAUCUUUGCAACACUGGACAUUGGAAUACAUAUAUUUUUUUUUUCCAGUGGAUGACAACAGAGGUUUUUAUUAUCUUUUUUUUGUUGUUGUUUUAAUUUGCCCGUCGCAGUACUUUUAAAUUCACACAUUUUGGUACUUUGGAUCGAACUGUUACGUUCUGCUUCUCUGUAAACUCAUAAAAUGUGAUAUAUUUAGUUUUUUACUCAAAUCCACUGCUUUCAUCACCAGACUUUCUUUUUACAUUAAUUUUAACGUCUAUAUUGGGGAUAUGAAAUCAGGUGGCGACUCAAUUGCUAUUGAGAUCUUUGAAGUGAACUGUGAUCCCUGGAGCUGAAUGCUUCCCUCACUGGAUAUCUGUGAUUUGAUGCUGUUAUAGACCAUGACUGCUGGUAUUUACAUGGUGUAGCUCCUACACUGCCUUAUGGACAUGAAUGUAUUCUAAUGGUCUCAUCUGAGAAGGCUGCAGAUGCAGUAUGAAAAUAUCAGCGGUUCUUCAUCAUAAUGCUGUUUUGUCACACAUUGUACGUUACGACUUGUUAAAUUUACAAUUGACCUUGAAAGAGCCCCGCCCCUUUUAACUCUGAGCUCCAGUAACAGUUGAGUAAGAUGAGUAAAAUGUCACAUAUCGAGUUAAAACGCUGGAUAACAAAUUUUCGGCAAUCUUUGGCAUGUUAGCAAAAGGAUAGCUAGCUAAUUAAAUAUUAAAGGUCCGGUGUGUAGGAUUUGGUGGCACAUAACAGUGGAGUUGUAGAUUGCAACCAAAUUAAUACCCUGCCACGUUUCACCCUCUUCCAAGCAUGUAGGGAGAAACUCUGGCUGCCAAAUUUAAAAGCGAAGGUUUGCUCAGAGUUUGGUUUGUCUGUUCUGGGCUACUGUAGAAAAAUGGUGGUUCAACAUGGCGGACCCCAUGGAAGAGGACCCGCUCUUGCUGUACAGCUAAACUUAAUGAAAACGUAAUAAUUAUUAUUGUUUUCCAUUCCUGCCAAUAAAUAGUCUAAGAUUGCUAAAAUUAGCUGAGCUGUUAUUGGAGAAAAAUGGGGCGGGGCUUACAUCACUGAUCACUGAUAUAGUUUAUAACUGGAUGUUAUUGUUAAUGAAGUAUUUCACUUUUUCCCCCCCUCCCACUCCCCUGUGAACAUUAUAAUCACUGAGCCUGGACACACACGAGUUACGUCUGUAAAGUUUUUUUUAUUAAUCUGUUGAUUUCAUUUUCUGUCUUGAACAAGGGAAGCUGACUGUGUUACCAUGUCUUCUUAGCAGCGACGGUUAUUUAUGCUACUACUCAGUGUAAUUGUUCAAAUAUGACAUGUUGUCCAAAAGUGUUGUAGGGUACAGUUAUAAUGUAUUGUCAGUAUAAUGGCAUCAGCUGGCUGUAGAUAUGAAGUAGAUUUAUAUAUAUUUUUUUGAAGAUUAUGUCGGCAGUAUUGUUACUACAUUCCGAGAAGAUUUCAGCGCUGAGGUAUUUUCUAAUUACAAAAGUAGGAAAUGUAUUACUGAUCGAACUGACUGGAAAAACACUGAGAUUGUGACAUCUCAAAUGCAAUUUUAUAUAAACUUUUAUUUUUUUCUGGAAUACCUGAUCAUGAUUCAGUAAAGCUUUGCUACACUAGGAA